GGAGCCGGUGGAUCUCGUUUUUAAUGCGUCCACGCUGUCUGCUCACCGUGUAAGUUCUUCGGCGAAGUCUCCUCCGUUUUCUAAGUCCUCGAAAUUCCACCAUCAGACAGCCGCCUAAUAAACCCCUCCGCAAUAUUAUUAUCAAGACGUUUUUUUGCCAAGAACUACCAAAAUGAUUAUCUACAAGGAUUACGUGACAGGCGAUGAAUUGUUCACCGACUCUUACAAAAUGAAAUUGGUUGAUGGCGUGAUCUACGAAGUGGAAGGCAAGUACAUCCAGCGGAAGGUGGGCGACGUGGUGUUGGCUGGUGCGAAUCCCUCGCAGGAGGAACAGGAGGAGGAAUCCGAAGAAGGCACGGAAUCAGGCAUUGACGUCGUACUCAACCAGCGGCUGGUGGAGGCCAAAUUCUACGAAAACAAGGAAGAUUACACCAAGUACAUCAAGGCAUACAUGAAAUCGCUCAUGAAAAGGGUGGAGGAGACAAAGCCGGCUGAACUGGAUGCAUUCAAAAAGGGCGCACAGGAGGCUGUCAAAAGUCUUCUUGGCAGGCACGGAAACAUGCAGUUUUUCAUGGGCGAAAGCAUGGAUUCAGAUAAAGGAAUGGUGAUUCCCGUGGAGUACAAGGAUACCCCCACUGGCCAGGUUCCUACCCUCUACUUCUUCAAACACGGUCUGGUUGAGGAGAAGGUUUAAAUGCAACGCUGGCUAAUCACCACCAGAAAUUCGAUCAUUUCCAUGCUUUUUAUUUGCCGCUCGUUUUUUGAUUAAGAUUUAAAGCCACCGAAGUACCGUGCGUCUGCUUCAUGAAGUUUCCGUAACAUCUGCCGUUUCUUAACCUGUACGCUUUUUUAAACAAAAAAUUUACCAGUUUUUCGACUUCAGUGCUGUGUCAGAGAUCAUGUACGGGAUGAAGAUUAAAAGUCGAUAACACGUGCUGUUA
Messenger RNA from Paramacrobiotus metropolitanus, 941 nucleotides. RefSeq names its product translationally-controlled tumor protein homolog. The coding region runs from base 173 to 694 and encodes 173 amino acids. The transcript is spliced from 5 exons. Gene Ontology annotation, cellular component: cytoplasm. Gene Ontology annotation, molecular function: calcium ion binding. The record is from RefSeq and is a predicted model, not a curated record. Lineage: Eukaryota; Metazoa; Tardigrada; Eutardigrada; Parachela; Macrobiotidae.